CUGAUUACAAACCCGUCCUCUGUCCGUCCUACCACCACAGCUCACCGCGGUUUGGCUUUCUCCCCUCUUCCGCACCCGCUUCUCGCUCCGGAUUCCCUCUGCUCUUUCCCUAACGAAGGUAGCCAUGGCGGGGAGAGGUAAGGCGAUCGGCUCAGGCGCCGCCAAGAAGGCCACGUCCAGGAGCUCCAAGGCUGGCCUCCAGUUCCCCGUGGGAAGGAUCGCCAGGUUCCUCAAGGCCGGCAAGUAUGCCGAGAGAGUCGGCGCCGGCGCCCCUGUCUACCUCGCUGCCGUGCUCGAGUAUCUUGCUGCUGAGGUUCUUGAGCUGGCCGGCAAUGCGGCACGUGACAACAAGAAGACCCGCAUCGUACCGCGCCACAUCCAGCUCGCCGUCCGCAACGACGAAGAGCUCUCCCGCUUGCUGGGCACGGUGACCAUCGCUAGCGGUGGUGUCAUGCCCAACAUCCAUAACCUGCUUCUCCCGAAGAAGGCCGGCGGCGGCAGCGCCAAGGCUGCGGCUGGUGACGAGGACUAAGUCCUUGACUACGCCUGGUGGCACGUCCCAGGAUGCUGCCGUAUCAACUUGUGUCUGUGUAGUACGUUAGGUGUUCGUUGUAGCUGGGUAUGUGGGUUGCUGUAACACUGCUAAACUAAGUUACUCUUGUGCUUGCUAAGGAUUAAGUUCUGUAUUUGUUGCUAUAAAAGGUGCAUCCUUUGAAUGACUGGUUCAUCAAUCAUAGUGUCCCAAUUUGCAUUUCGUGUGUCUGGAUCAUUUCGAAAUGUUGCGCUGUGUUGUUUUGGAAUUUAUUUCUGAGAUUGAAUG
Messenger RNA from Zea mays, 820 nucleotides. Its product is annotated as Histone H2A. The record is from RefSeq and is marked validated. Gene Ontology annotation, molecular function: structural constituent of chromatin; protein heterodimerization activity; DNA binding. Lineage: Eukaryota; Viridiplantae; Streptophyta; Magnoliopsida; Poales; Poaceae. The transcript has 2 exons. Gene Ontology annotation, cellular component: nucleosome. The coding region runs from base 125 to 532 and encodes 135 amino acids.